AUGGCGGGCAUCGAGAAAGUAAUUAUCAUCGGCGGCGGUCCCGCUGGCAUUGCGGCAGCGUUGGUUCUACAAGAGAGGAAUAAUAUCUCAUGCCCAGUCUACGAGGUUCGCAGCGAGCCCACCACGCUGGGAGGUGCCGUAGGCAUCCCGUCUAACGGCCUACGACUUCUCGAACGCAUGGGACUCAGUGAUGCGAUGAUGGCAAAAGGGUCAGAGACGUCGAUGCUCAACCUGCAUUCUCUCAAUGGCAACGAAGUGGGCCGGAUGGACAUGGCGUCCUGGAGCAGGCAGCAAACUGGAUUCGGCUACCUGAGGAUUCGGAGGACUGACCUAAUGGAAGUGUUGUUGAACACCGCCAGCGAAAGGGACAUACCUAUCCAUUUCAACAAACGCCUCACUAAAAUUGAAGAAAACAACGAUAAAGUCACCGUCUUCUUCUCGGAUGGCACUAGCGACACGGGGGACUUUCUCCUUGGCUGCGAUGGUAUUCACUCUACCGUACGCAAGCUAUACGUGGACCCGGACUGCACACCGCAGUACACGGGCAUUUCGAAUGUCUUCUCUUUGAUUUCCACGUCUCAACUCCCGCCUGCUGCUUCUUCGAUGGACGCCCUCCACGCGACAUUGACCUCAGAUGGGAUGUUUGGGAUCAGCCCCGCCACAACCGCUCGUGAUAUGGUUUACUGGUUCUUCUCGCGUGAAAUUGCUAUGCCUAAAUCCGGGGACACGCGCGAUGGAUGGGAGGAACGUGGCAAGAUGGAGGUCGACAACUUGAAGUCCACCUUCAUUACCCUUUUGGGGGAGUCCGAUUCCCCAUGGGUGAACAUGCUGAGAGAUGUCGUGCGCAAGACAGACGUGGUGAAAUUCUACCCGAUUUUCAAGAUAAUGCCCGGCGGGCCUUGGUCCAAGGGGCGAUGCCUUGUCAUUGGAGAUGCAGCACACGCCAUGCCCCCUCACGCUAGUCAAGGUGUAUCAAUGGCACUGGAAGACGUCUUCUUGUUUUCGAAGCUGCUGAACCACCACUCUCGAAGCCUGGGUGCCCCUAGUUCUCGAAGCCUGGGUGAUCUCCUACAAUUAUACGAGUGUAAACGCAAGGCCAGAACUGAACAGAUGCUCCAGACUGCAGAGCGAAACGGCGAUGUUCGCAAAAGAAAACGCCAAUGCGUCUCUGGGCUAACGAAUUGGCUUUGUCGUGGGGACUGCGGAUCUAUGGGGCGAUCGGACUAG
Penicillium subrubescens is the source of this 1227-nucleotide messenger RNA. RefSeq names its product FAD-dependent oxidoreductase. The transcript is spliced from 2 exons. Gene Ontology annotation, molecular function: FAD binding; monooxygenase activity. Bases 1 to 1227 code for a protein of 408 amino acids. Lineage: Eukaryota; Fungi; Ascomycota; Eurotiomycetes; Eurotiales; Aspergillaceae. The record is from RefSeq and is a predicted model, not a curated record.